Messenger RNA from Punica granatum (pomegranate), 581 nucleotides. Lineage: Eukaryota; Viridiplantae; Streptophyta; Magnoliopsida; Myrtales; Lythraceae. The record is from RefSeq and is a predicted model, not a curated record.
CUUGUGGCAAAGUUAUUCCCAAUGCGACACAGGAAGUGACUCGGAAAGGAUGUACUCUGACGAAAAGUGCUCACCUCCGGUUUCAAGCCACACCAAGGCCAUCUUAACCAUCAACAGCUUCGAGAAGGGCGGGGAUGGGGGCGGACCAUCGGAGUGUGAUGGCCUGUACCACUCCAAUAGUCUCCAGAUUGUUGCCCUGUCGACGGGAUGGUUCAACCACAGGAGCGGAUGCCAUCGGAACAUAAUCAUAAACGGGAAUGGGAGGAGCGUGAGGGCCAUGGUGGUGGAUAAAUGUGAUUCCAACAGGGAUGUGCUAACAAUAUCGUUGAUGCAUCCCGGGCCGUGUGGGAAGCGUUGGGUGUCCCGCUGCACAGUGAUAAAUGGGGUCGGAUGGAUGUUACUUGGUCCGAUGCUUGAUCAGUCUCGUAAUGCUGCUAAGCUUGAUGUUGUUGGGCUAUCUUUAAUUUGUUUACAAUACAGUGCCGGUGAUACAAUAAAUCUGCUAAACAUGUAAUCCUUGUUCUCUGUGGAGUGUACACUAAUAAAUCUAUUGAAAAUACCGUUUACUAGAUAUUUUGUUC